GUUUAAUUGCCCAGAUCAUGUCAUCGUCAUUAAACUGUCCGCUCGCUGUAAAACCCUAAACCCUAACAGAAAUCUGCAAACCCUAAACUACUUCUCCAUGUCGCAUUGCAAAGUACAAAUUUUUACCAAUCCCACCAUGUUCAGUACCUUAAAUAGAUCACAUUCAUUUUCAAACACUAGAAAUCUCAUUUUUCUCAGAAAAGCUUUGUCCUUGGAAACUUACUGCACAAUAAUUGCUGCUUCACCUACUACUGAUGUAAAAUUCUCAGCCUCAAGGAGUAGAAAUUUGUUUUCCAGAAUUAGCCCUAUCAGACAGGAUGGUCAUAUCGUUCCGGUGCUCGAUCAGUGGGUCGCUGAGGGUAGAAAGAUUAAUUAUCUUGAGCUGCAGCGGAUAAUUCGGGAUCUUCGAAGCCGUAGACGUUUUUCUCAGGCCCUUCAGAUUUCUGAGUGGAUGUCUUGUAAAGAUAUCUUUGAAUUUACGCCGGGUGAUUUUGCUGUGCAUUUGGAUCUUAUUGGUGUGGUCCAUGGAUGGGAAGCUGCGGAGAGAUACUUUGGUAAUCUGAGUGACCUAGAGAAAAAUGAAAAGACAUAUGGUGCUCUCUUAAACUGUUAUGUCAGAGAAGGCUCCUUAGACAAAACCCUUACCCAUAUGCAGAGGAUGAAAGAUAAAGGAUAUGCUUCAUCUCUUGCGUACAACAAUCUCAUGACCCUAUACAAAAAGACAGGCCAACUCGAGAAAAUUCCUGAUGUUCUGUCAGAAAUGAAGAGGAAUGGUAUUGCCCCGAACAACUUCAGUUACAGAAUUUGCAUAAGAUCGUAUGGAGAGAGAUCUGAUCUAAAUGGAAUGGAGAAGCUCGCGGAAGAAAUAAGGAACCAACCUGACAUCUCCAUUGACUGGGCUACUUAUUCUAAUAUGGCAUAUUGUCUUAUAAAAGCUAAUGAAAAGGAGAAAGCACUUCAUUAUUUGAAGAAACUAGAAGAAAAGCUCGAUAAGGAUGCAUUGGGCUAUAAUCACUUGAUUUCAUUAUACGCACAUCUUGGGAAUAAGGACGAGAUGAUGAGAUUGUGGGUUUUGCAGAAGGACGCAUGUAAAAAGCAAAUUAACAGAGACUACAUAACCAUGCUAGGUUCUUUAGUGAAACUCGGUGAGUUUGAGAUGGCUGAGACAUUGCUAAAGGAUUGGGAUUCUUCUUGUCGCAUGUAUGAUUUCAGAGUGCCAAAUAUACUCCUGAUUGGGUACUGUCAGAAAGGUCUAAUCGAGAAGGCUGAGACAAUGCUUCGAGAUAUUAUGGCUAGGGCAAAGACUCCAACACCAAACAGUUGGGCAAUCAUUACUGCUGGGUAUUUGAAUAAGGACAAUAUGGAGAAGGCUUUUGAGUGCUUGAAGGAAGCUCUCGCCGUGAAAGAAGAAAACACAGGAUGGAUGCCAAAACCCACAAUAAUUACACGGAUAUUGAAUUGGCUUGGUGAAAAAGCAGAUCCUGAACAGGUUGAAGCUUUCUUGAGGUCACUGAGGACGGUGUCUCCAGUAAAUAGACAUAUGUACCACACCUUAAUAAAAGUGAAUAAAAGAGUUGGGCGAGAAGUAGAUUCGAUUUUGGAAAGCAUGAAAGCUGAUCAAAUAGACGCAGAUGAAGAAACAGAAAAGAUUCUUAGCUUAGGAUGAAGGGAUGUUAUUGAAUCGUGAUUUCAGACACGUCUUGUUUGGUUAUAUCGGCGUGUUUGAUUGUCUUCAGUUUAGAAUAUUUAUCCGAGAGACAUGAGAUACUUUCAGUUUCAUCAAAAAUCAAAACUGUGUAAUGCAUCACACACAAACAUGGGAGCAUAAGGCAUGCAGCAUCACUAUGCGCUUUGCACAGCUGAAUUUUCUUCACAUUUUUUUUUUCUCUUGUUGGCAUGAUUAUGCCUUUUUAAUGUCUUUACAGUUUAGUGUUUUUCAUUUCAAUUUUGUAUCUUUCGAGAUUAUUUUGUAAUUGUGAAGAGUUCUUACUGUCUUACUAAAGAAAUUAUAAAAGAAAAAUGUGAUUUGAAAUUAACAGUAGCCAAACAUGGGCUCACAGUAUGAUCAGUGUAGUGUACUUUUUCCAGUCCAAUGAACAGAAGUGUGAAACAAUAAAUUCUAACUGAAGUCGUGGUGAAGGAAUACUUUUGAAAAGCGUUUCGACCUAUUUAGAAUGCGAUUUUAAGGAUAGGCGGCUUGAGUCCACACAAAUUCUCUUCGACGAGCGAUAGCUCACACUAUGGCGAGGGAUCGAAAAGAAGCUCCUGGAGAUAAAAGUAGAGCAUCUCCAUCCAAUAGACGUGUCUACUACAAAUACGAUUCGGAACCCGAUCUAGGUUUAGACUCAGAAUUCGAUGAAGAACCUAGAAAAUUCGAGGGUGUCAAAAAAUGUAGAUUUUGAAGAACCUAGAAAAUCCGAGUGUAUCAGAAGAUGUAAGUCAGCAAUCCCAGCAGGCAUCACUAGUUUACAUGGAUGAUGAGCUGGAUAGUAGCUCUUUGGAAGCACAAGCACAGAAGUUUCUGGGAGAUAAAGGAAGAGGGUAGAUAAUCUAACUAGUUACCUAUCAUUUUGUUAUGCGGUUUUCAUUUUUUUUGUAUAGCUCCUUUCCUUUGUUUUCACCCAACUAGUUGUAACUAACUAGUUAUGGAAUAUUCUUUCUGUUUUCCUGAUAAUUACUGAUUGAAUUGUACACUAUAGAUACAAGUGAGUGAAUACUACAAGAAAAUUCU
Molecule: messenger RNA, 2731 nt
Organism: Olea europaea var. sylvestris
Lineage: Eukaryota; Viridiplantae; Streptophyta; Magnoliopsida; Lamiales; Oleaceae
Product: pentatricopeptide repeat-containing protein At4g21705, mitochondrial
Exons: 2
Coding region: 98-1666 (522 amino acids)
Cellular component (GO): mitochondrion
Molecular function (GO): protein binding
Source: RefSeq, a predicted model, not a curated record